AUGGCCGAAACUUCGAGUGAUUGCGGCCGAAAGAAAGCAAAAGUUGAUGGUUCUUUAGAUGGUUCUUCCGCUUCUUCGCGUAAAUUUGACGGUGCUGCGCGAUUCAAGUCAAAAUUUCAGCCAUCCUGGUCAAAAAAGUGGCCUUGUAUUAUUGCUGUUCCUCGUUCACCAACUGAGUUCAGGUGUAUGGUGUGCGACAAAGUUUGCAGCUGUGCUCAUCAAGGGGAAUCUGAUGUGACAAGACAUAUUCAAGGUGAAAAGCACCAGAAAAAUGUACGAGCUAGGACCAAUGCAGCGCCCGUUAAGUUCAUUUGGGUUUAUUUCUACCUCGGAUCCACUGAAAGAUAA
Messenger RNA from Paramuricea clavata, 348 nucleotides. Lineage: Eukaryota; Metazoa; Cnidaria; Anthozoa; Malacalcyonacea; Plexauridae. The record is from the annotation of a GenBank genome assembly.